Messenger RNA from Rhinichthys klamathensis goyatoka, 750 nucleotides. RefSeq names its product MID1 interacting protein 1, like (gene mid1ip1l). The transcript is spliced from 2 exons. The record is from RefSeq and is a predicted model, not a curated record. NCBI's taxonomy places the organism in Eukaryota, Metazoa, Chordata, Actinopteri, Cypriniformes, Leuciscidae. The coding region runs from base 165 to 653 and encodes 162 amino acids. Gene Ontology annotation, cellular component: cytosol. Gene Ontology annotation, biological process: regulation of lipid biosynthetic process.
CCUGACGUCAACAGUAUAAAGUUUGUCGGUCUCCCCCUGCACCCGCAGAAGAAGGGAACUUUCUUCUCUAUUGGAACGAUAUAAAGCGUUGGGAACUUAGUCAGUCUUUUGUAGUUUAUUAUUGGGCUAUACCAGUCAAUUACCAGGUUUCAAUCAGCUUUGCCAUGAUGCAGCUCAGCAACGACACACACUGCAACAAGCACUCGCUGCUCAACGUCAUGAACCGGUUCAUCGCCGCUGCCAACAACAUGGACGAGACCAUCAUGGUGCCAAGCUUACUGCGGGACGUGCCUCUGGAGGACCAGGACAGCCAAGCCUCUGUUAGCCACAACAACAACGACCCCCCUUUCCCCAGCAAACAGAGGGAUAUGUAUGAGCACUACCUGCUGGUGAAGUCUCUUAAGAACGACAUGGAAUGGGGCCUGCUGAAGAGGGAGAUGGGUGGUGGUGCCAGCUUUCUAGAGAUGGCAGUGAAGCAAGAAGAGCCACCACAGGUGAACGGAGGAGCCGCGGAGGAGGGCUCCGAUCUGGAGGGCCAGUUCCACUACCACCUCCAUGGACUGUUUGCUGUUCUGUCCAAGCUCACGGUCCAGGCUGACCAUCUCACAAGUCGUUACAAGAGAGAAAUUGGCGGAGGUAGCCUUUUGCGAUAGGAUUGAUUCGUUAACAUCUAAUGGACAAUUUAUGAACUGUUGGACUGGGAAGUGAAUGUGCAGCAGAGGACUUAAAGGGCUCUAGAUUCCCCUCUGC